AUGUUGUUGAAGCAGUUGGCUCUCGCGGCCUCCGCGGCGGCCUUCCUCGUGGUCCCCGAUCUUCCCGGCAAGGAAGCUGGCCAAGAUGAAGAAGUCAAGACCCUCCCCGUUGUCGCCAAACCCGACGAAGCGCCUGGCGUAUACGUGAUUCCCCAGUUCGAGACCGUCAGCGUUCCCUGCGCCGAAUGUAAGGGAUCCUCCGACUCCCACAUUAAGCUGGACUUCCAGGUCGAGAACGCUGCUCGCUUGACAGUCAACGGCUACGAACUAUAUCCCACCGCCGAUCCUUGGCACAACGACCUUGUGGCCAGUGAAGUCGCCGAUGAUGGCAAGGCUGCGGACCAGACACUGGGAUACGCACUUGCUGUCACCCCUCGCGUUGAGGACCCAUUUCUCGAGCUCAUCACUGUCGACCUUCGCAUCAUCGAAGUCGGCGAAGUUUUCGUCGAGAAGGUUCCCGCUGUCAGAGUCAACCUCCUAAAGAUGCGACAGGGCGGUGAAAUCUUCCUGAACAACAUUGAAAUUGCACACGUCGUCGAAGAAGUUGAGGACUCUAUCGCCAGCCGUCUCAAGGCUAAGUUUGCCAGCCUCUGGGGCAAGAUCAAGAGCCUUGGAAAGUGCAAGCAUCACAAGCACAUGCACCACAAGGGCAUGGAACAUAAGGACCACAAAGGCCACAAGGGUCACAAGGACCACAAGGACCAUGAGCACCACCACGGCAAGGUUCAAGGCCACGGAGGUGACCACCAUCGCCAUGGCCACCAUGGCUUCCGUCGCGACUGGCGCAAGCUUCUUAAGAACAUCACCACCAACAUUCUUCUUCCUGUCUUGACCGGUGUCACCGCCGGUGUUGGUGUUGCAGUUCUCGCCAUGGGUCUUUGCAGCGUUGGCGCUGUCGUCUUUGCCUCUCGCCGUAGACGCCACCGACGUUGCUCUCGCAGGAGCAAGCACGCCCAUCGUCCCCAGCCUACUUCGGCCGAUGAUGAGAAGGCUCGUCUUAUGGAGCAUUAUGAGGAUCUUGAGGCGGCCCCCCCACAAUACCAGGACCAGCCUUCCCAGGAAGCUCAAGUAACUCAAGAAGAAGCCUAA
Clonostachys rhizophaga is the source of this 1089-nucleotide messenger RNA. NCBI's taxonomy places the organism in Eukaryota, Fungi, Ascomycota, Sordariomycetes, Hypocreales, Bionectriaceae. The record is from the annotation of a GenBank genome assembly.